AUGGCCAUUCUCAAUAGCUGCCGUGUGGCGAAAGCAAAGUGCGAACUGGUUACCGGCCGGCCACAGUGUCGCCGAUGUUUCUUGUCCUCCGCAGCGUGCGUUUUCCCGCCCAGUCGGCGCGGGCGAGUCAAGGGAAGCAAGAAUCGGCGCACUUUGGACAAGCUCCGAGAUGAGCAGGCGUUGUCCUCGUGGCUCAGAGCACAGACUCAGCCUGUUCUUGGAGUGGAAACCUCAACCACUUCCCAGUCUCUGUUGACGCCUGAGUCUGGGCUGUAUGGAAGAGGAAAUGCGGAGGCCAUUUCGGAUGUUCGAGACUCUUCCGGAAACAACCUGACCGCCGGAAGCCAAUGUGAAAUCGAUCUUGAUGACAGUGUCUCUCGGGAAGCCUCAUAUGGCUCUCGUGGAACUAUACUGUCCCCGUCCGAGCCUGAAAAGAUCCUGCACAUUCCCGGCAAGCUUCCAAUCGAGAAAGGUAAAAGCCAUGAGGUUGCCAAUGACGCGAAAGGUCUGCAAGACCCCUUGUGGGCGAUGGCUGGACUUGCAGAGCGCGGCUGGGACCUCCAUGGUAUACAUGGCCACCAGAGCAACAGCGUAGAGCCCCCCGCUUCGCGUACAUCUCCUGGUUUACCGGUGGAGGAAGCGCGUCUUCUCAGAAAGUGGAAAACUAAAGAUCUCCAAGAAAUCGAAAAGGAACACAGCCGCUAUUAUGAGCAUGGACUGUCCGGAUCCAAGUGCGAUGUAGCCCCUGAUCUGGACCCUAUCCAGCGGGGGUUAGUCACGAAGCAAAGGCCAAAGGACCUUUUCGAGGCGUAUUUUGACAUGAUCAAUCCCCAAUGGGCGGUGUUAGACCCUACGAUUCACACCGUGGAGUAUGUGAGCGCGCGGUCGGCCUUAUUGACGACCACUAUUCUUGCUGUUGGUGCUACAGCUCUCUCCCAGUUGCCCGAUAGCCCGAAAUGGCAGGCCACCGAAGCGCUCCGUCUCCAUGCGCAUACCCAAAAUCUCAAGCUCGUCGUCUUUGCCGCUGGCGCUAGGUCUAUUGAGAUAGUUCAAGCGCAAAUUAUUUUAUCCCGGUGGGGUGUUUCUCCCAGUUCGCGACUCGACGAACAGCGGUGGAUGCAUGCUGCCAUGGUGCCCAGAAUGGCUGCUGAAAUUGGACUGAGCCUGUCUCUCCGCUACGACGAGGAUGGCUGUGAUACCGCGGAGGCUGAGAAACUUCGGAACAACAAUUGUCGCACCAGAGCUUUCAUGAUAAUUAAUGAACAUCGUUUCGCAAGUUUCGCCGGCCGCCAUCCCAUGGAUCUUGCCCCGUUCGAGUUGGAUAACAACGAGUUGGAUACCGUUACACAUCUCUAUUGGGGGCCAUCUUGCAUUUCGCUGGCGGCACUUUAUCAUCUCUUUCUUUUCGACAAAGAUGUGCGGAGAAGAUUGGAGCAGUAUCAGUCAGGGCCUGGAGCUGGCCUCUCCAUUGACGCUGAGCUCGAGCAUGUAAAGUCGUAUACUGAGAAGUGGAUCCAGGAAUGGUGUCAUACAGAAGGGAAAUCUCACCUCAACUGGCACCUAUCACACGACGCCCUUAGCUGUUGGCUUCUCUUGGCCGUCCAUCUUGCAAGAAGACGGACUCAACUGUGCAAUGCGUCCCAAAUCAGCCACAGGCGGCAGCAGGAACAACAGCGGCUUCUGCUGGGUCUCUGUACAAGGCUAUUUGCGGAGUCACUGAAAGCCCCAGGAGCAGUACGAACGACCCACCGCGCAGGCAUUUUCCCUUUCGCGGCAUCCAUUCUCCUCCGAUUAGGUGGGAAGCGCGACCUUGUCCUUCGUACUGCCCUGCAUAUGGCUGGAGAGCCCGGAAAGCCGCAUGUUCCUACAUUUGUUCGACAGUCAGGAACCCAAAUGCUAGUGAUGCUCUGUAAGACACAUCUUUCCCGAGCCCCAACACCGAUGCCGCAGGCCCCCAUCGGACCUGACCAUGGCCAGCCACAUCUCGUUGAAGAAGAGCUAGAAGCGGGCGGUAGUCAGGGUUCUCAGGCACAUGAACCCAUGUUGUCAAACAGAGACAUUCAUGGUUCGCAAACAACGGAGGGGGGCAUCUUUCCCUCGUUCAACCUUCCAGAGUUUCCAUAUGUCCCGAAUCCAGAUCUGCCGCAAAUGCAAGUCCAAGGGUCCCUUCUGCUUCCGCCUUCUCCCCUUGGUGACCCUGCCCAAUGGGGGCUUGCAGACCUAGAAAAUUGGAUUGGAACAACGACCUUAUCAGAGCCCUUACAAGAGUCUGGAAAUUACGCGCCAAUGCAAGUCACGUCCGUCGGGCUGCCAUUCGACUCGAUGGCUCCAUGUAGGGUUCCUCUAGAGGAUCCUCAUACCGAGGUCACUUGGAAUAGAGAUGAUCUGUCCCCUGCCAACACAUUUCCCACAGCCCCCGGUGUUAGCACGACCAGGGGGAAUACCGCCAAUGAACAGCGGGAGUAUUUGCUGUCUGCUGUUGACCAUCUUAAACAGCUUGUCUCCCUGAUUCAGUGA
Aspergillus puulaauensis is the source of this 2517-nucleotide messenger RNA. RefSeq lists its product as uncharacterized. NCBI's taxonomy places the organism in Eukaryota, Fungi, Ascomycota, Eurotiomycetes, Eurotiales, Aspergillaceae. Gene Ontology annotation, molecular function: transcription cis-regulatory region binding; zinc ion binding; DNA-binding transcription factor activity, RNA polymerase II-specific. Gene Ontology annotation, biological process: regulation of DNA-templated transcription. The record is from RefSeq and is a predicted model, not a curated record. The coding region runs from base 1 to 2517 and encodes 838 amino acids. The transcript is spliced from 8 exons. Gene Ontology annotation, cellular component: nucleus.